Molecule: messenger RNA, 2968 nt
Organism: Ochlerotatus camptorhynchus
Lineage: Eukaryota; Metazoa; Arthropoda; Insecta; Diptera; Culicidae
Product: USP6 N-terminal-like protein
Exons: 5
Coding region: 799-2508 (569 amino acids)
Source: RefSeq, a predicted model, not a curated record
UGGUCUAGUCGUUGGGGCAGUUGGCUGCUGUGUUGGUCAUAUCUUGCUUGGAGUUGGGUGGACUAUUGUUCAGAGAUUGUGUAGCUUUCGAUUUCAUCGCGUGCUAUAUUUUCGGCUGUACGUGUUUCCUAUCGGGUUGUGCUUGGAAUUAAUGUGAAAAAAAAAAAAAUUACGCAAAAUUAUUGCAACAGUAGUGAACGGUUUAUCGUUUUUGAGAAAUAUCUAAUUGAAGAAUGUGUCUUUCUUAGCAGUCAAAUGAAGAUAAGAUAAGCAAAUGUCGCAUUUUUGUGCUGUGGUUCCUGAUCUAUCGAAAUUACACGGGUCAAACUUGGCAGUGAAUCAAAAAUAGUGGUGUAUUCAAAAGAUAGCAACGAGUUCAGUGACCACUGCCGACCAAAGAGAACCAGGAAGUGACGAGAGUAGUUUCUUCUUGUGUCUGCACUGUUCUUUGGUACACUUAUUCAGAUCGACGGGCGCACCUGCUGCUGAUGAUGUGAGGCGUUUUUGGCAUUUCGACUAUAUACAACUGCAUGCCUGGAUAUUUUACAUGAGCAAUCGAAGUUGAGCAGUUGAUUUCUUUGUGGAUCAAGAGAGCGGCAAGAGGAAUGAACUGGAAAAGCGUUUCCGAUAAUUAGCACGGUUCGGUGCCGGGAACAACGAACGAAGACGACGACGACGACAAAUGGAAAGAUGUUCAAUGGAGCGGUGAUACUGUUGGGAAUCGUGCACAAAUCAGUUAAAUCGGUUUCACCUGAGGGCAGCUGGAGGUAGGCCCCUCGCAAACGUAAACGAACAAAAAUGAUGACUGAAGAAGAGUUGACUGAAAAGAGGAUCCUAGUGGAGCGUGCAAAUGUUGAACGGGAAGCGAUUUUCAAACGCUACGACGGAGGGAGAAAGAAUAUAGACAUCGAUGCUUGGGAUGAUCCAGCCUUCGAAAUCUACACCCAAGCCGAUCGGUAUGGGUUCCUGCAUCCGGAAAAGGAGCAAACAUAUCGAGACGAUCUGGAGGCAAUUCGCCGGAAACAGAUCGAAGUGGAACGUACGAAAAAAUGGCUCAAGAUGAGGAAGAACUGGACUAGUGCUGAUACAAAGGAAAGGCUCCAGCGAAGGGUGAUGAAAGGCAUUCCAGACCGAUUGCGGGCCGCCAUUUGGAAACUGUUCCUGAAUCUAGACAAAACGUUGGAGGAAAAUGCCGGGGUUUAUGAUAAGAUGCUGAAAUUUGCCCGACAGUACAGUCCCGACAUUCGGCAGAUAGAUUUCGACGUGAAUCGACAGUUUCGUAAUCAUAUCAACUAUCGCGACCGGUACAGUGUGAAACAGCAGAGCUUAUUUAGAGUACUGGCUGCGUAUAGUAUGUACAAUAUGGAGGUCGGUUACUGCCAGGGUAUGUCGACGGUAGCCGGUGUGCUGUUGAUGUAUUUUGAUGAGGAGGAUACGUUUUGGGCGUUGAAUGCAUUGCUAUCGAAUGAACGGUAUGCCAUGCAUGGGUUGUACGUCGAAGGUUUUCCCAAGUUGAUGCGAUUCUUGCAACACCAUGACAAAAUCUUGACGAAAUGUAUGCCAAAAGUGAAGAAGCAUUUGGACAAACAUGGAGUAGAUUCCGUGCUGUACUCGCUGAAGUGGUUCUUCGUUAUCUUCAUAGAGAGGAUACCGUUUAGCCUAUGUUUGCGAGUAUGGGACAUCUACAUGCUGUACGGCGAGCGUGUGCUGACGGCGAUGGCCUUCACCAUCCUGAAAAUCCACAAAGUAAAAAUACUUCGAAUGAAGGACAUGGAUCAGAUAACCGAGUUCCUGCAGACAACUCUGUACAAAAAUUUCGGCUACGACGACGAUACUGUGAUAAAGACCCUGCAGCUGGCAAUGUUCGAUCUGAAGAAACUAAAUCUGGACAAGCUACCGCCUCCUCCUGUGAGCGAAUUUCCAAAGGUUCCAUUCGGGCAGUUUAUCGAGCCCAGCCUGGAAGCAAAGAUCGGCCACCGGAACGAAAAGUUCACCGAGAGGGAAACGGAAUUGAAGGAAACGGUGCUGUAUCGAAGCGAGUCGAAAAAUGACGAGGACGAUGAUAAUGCCGGAGAAAAUGGCCAUCGUGAUGAAAACGGUGACGACGAUGACCGAACCGAGCGUGAUUGUGAUGAUAUCACCGAGGAGGACGAUGCAUACAGUAAUCUCAAUACAGACUACGACGAUGGUAGCAUAACGAAAACUUCGCUAACCGGAACGUCGGUUACCUCAACCAACGAUGUUAGUAUUACUUCCUACGAGCGUACCUGUGAUAUCUUCCGUUUACAGCAGAAUGGUAGCACGGCCGCAAUUUUGGGCAGUGCCGGGUUGGACGACAGUAUUAGCAUCCUAUCGUUACAAACGAUGGAUGGAAUAGGUGACCUGCAGCGGUCCAGCGAGCAGCAAAUUCCAGUGGCAGCAAAUGGAGACAUUCCCAUCAUUAAUGGCGUUGAAGAAGACGACGGAGAUGACGACGACGAAGUCACGGAGAAGCAGCUCUCUUUUUAAUGCCACUGUUCACAGUAGAACCGAAGGUUGUAACGACAAUCAACCGUCCACUGAUCAGAGGAAAUAUGGACACUGCCAACAAAAAGCCUCAUACUUUUUUUCCGAGAAAAAUAGAAUAUCAAUCCUGUAGGAUUUGCAUAAGCAAAGAACGGAAAAUAAACAGCAAUAACUUUUACUCCUCCAUGCAACGGUUGCGAGUAUUUUUGAAAACUCGCUCAAUCGUACCUAGUUGAAAUGUAGGUUUACUUGUUUUAUCAAGCACAAAUGGAAUGUGAAGGUUCGUUUGUCUUUUCUGUAGCAGACAUUUGUGAAUUGUAUGGUUAAGAUUUUACACUGAUAGGUGGUUUUGUUCCGGAUAGGUAGGUACAACUGUGUUGUGGUUUGUUUUUUGAACGUGAAUGCUAAUCUGCUAUCUGAAGGGAAUAAAUAAAUGAUACUUAAUAACGAUGUGCAUGGCUAA